This is a messenger RNA of Linum trigynum, 2184 nucleotides long. The record is from the annotation of a GenBank genome assembly. NCBI's taxonomy places the organism in Eukaryota, Viridiplantae, Streptophyta, Magnoliopsida, Malpighiales, Linaceae.
UCCCAACACAUUUACACAGUGGACAUGUCGGAUUAGUGUCUGUUGCUUCCGGCAUCAGGGACAUAGAUUGAAACUGAACCGCCACAGGACCAGAAGAAGGCCUACGAGUGUCCUCCCAAAUCCAAUCACAAGAACCAGAGGUUUGAAUGAUGAAGUCUUUGCCAGCAUCCCUUGGAGGAGGAACUAGGAAGCGGAAUGAUGAAGUCUUUGCCAGCAUCCCUUGGAGGAGGAACUAGGAAGCGACCAGUCCCUUGCAAAGAAGAGAAGCGCUGAGGAUCACCCUUGAGCAACCGAAAACUUUCCAUAUCUCAAAGGAGCAACACAAAAAAAGUCUUCUAAGGACAUGCGUUCCCAAUGUUUUUCUAUGAUUCCACAUAGGAAAUAGAACUGAGGUAUGAGUUAAAAUUUAAUCAGUGCCAUAAAAUUACCUUUCGUGAGGUGGCAAAUCGAGAUUUCAUGAGGAAGGGAAGUCGAUGCGUCAAGGAUUGACUGAGCUUUGACAUACAAACCACCGAUGACGUCAGACCGAUUCUAGGUGUGAGGACUUCUCUUGCUAAGAGUUGAACCUAGUCAACGCAAGCUUCUUGGUAAAGCACUCAUAGGGGAUGCCCUAAAUUUGCAAACUCACCGAAACCCAGAGAAGAGCAGCCGCCAAGUCGUAAAAAGGCGAUGCCCAUGACGCCAUGGAAAUCAUAAACUUCUAUAAGAUCCAAGGAGCAUCAUCCACAAUCUUCUGCAUAUGUUCCUGUAGAGUGAAGACAAAUUGAGUGAAUCCAAGGAGUAUCAUCGAAAUCUAGUCUGGAGAUCGUGAAAUCCCCUUUGCAUCGUCAAACUCGAACUGACAUCAUCUUCAGUGUAUGAAGCAUCGGAGUCACUCCACUUAGUCGUCCAACAAGCAAAUACUCACCACUCGAACACCGACAACCACGUUUCAUCCGUGAACUAUACAAAAACCACCAUAUCGAUGCACAAGUGAGAGCAAGCUGAGGAGUUUUUUUUCUUUUUCUUUUUCUUUUUCUUUCAAGGUCACAUCAGUAUUUAUGGUUGUGUUAGUUUAAUAAUUUAGGAAGUUCAUUUGAUCAAAACACAAGUGGGACACUUUCUUCCAAGCGAUUAUAUAAGCUGGAGGAGGGCGCAAAAGAUGAGUUCAACAUUAGGAUAAGAGAAGAGAAUGAUGGCGAUUCAACUGAACCGCACAUACACAACGAAUCACCACUACCACUACCAGCAAUCCAAGCCUAAUAGCCUCUUCUCCACAACAAAACGACAAACCCCCAACCUCCAAGUGAGAGCAGCCUCCGAAGCCACCAACGGGCGGCAGCUAAUACUUUCCGGCGCUAUCAAGCCGAUUCCGCCCAAGGACGCUGCCAUUGCUAUCACCUCCGAAGGGUUCACGCUCCUGGACGUAAGGCCAGAAUGGGAGAGAGAAAAGGCCCGAGUUCCCGGGUCGGUUCACGCACCGCUCUUUGUCAAAGACCAGGACACCAGCCCUGUAACUCUGCUCAAGAAAUGGGUUCAUUUUGGGUACAUCGGUCUGUGGACGGGCCAGAACUUCACGACCCUGAACCCGGAUUUCCUCCUGCAAGUCGAGGCUUUAGUUCCGGAUAAGAACUCCAAGCUGCUUGUAGCUUGCGGCGAAGGGCUAAGGUCAGUCAUGGCAGCAUCGAAGCUUCACCAAGCAGGGUACAGGAACCUGGGAUGGCUGGCCGGAGGGUUCAACAGAUCUGUUGAUGGGGACUUUCCUGCCAUUGAAGGGACUGAAAAGCUAGAGUAUGCCACAAUUGGUGGUGUUUCAUAUUACUUCCUUCAGUUGCUCAUACUCUUGCAAGCUGUAGGAAAGAGCAAUAAUUCCCUGUAAAAUCAGGAUUUCUUGUAUUUGAUUCAACUUUGUACUCAUCAGUUCCAAGUGAAAAUGAAAAACCAAUGAUGUGGAAGGCACAUUCCCUUCAAUGAAAUUGCAAGAAAAGAAGCAAGGCAGUGUAUGGACACACCUAGAGUAACAAUGGAGGAUGAAUCCCAACUGAUUUUAUAUCACAUUUCAUUCGGUUUCUGCAAGAACAGACAGCAACAGUAAUCUAGAAAGACAACAGUCACCGAAUUUCAGAUAAACCCACAAGUUUUUCCCCUACAAAUGAAGUUGAGAGAAACGACUAUAGAGGCGACUAACAAAUUUUCCAUGUAAAC